Molecule: messenger RNA, 3137 nt
Organism: Oncorhynchus tshawytscha (Chinook salmon)
Lineage: Eukaryota; Metazoa; Chordata; Actinopteri; Salmoniformes; Salmonidae
Product: heparan-alpha-glucosaminide N-acetyltransferase-like
Exons: 17
Coding region: 467-2056 (529 amino acids)
Source: RefSeq, a predicted model, not a curated record
ACUCAUCACGAGUUGAUUCCCGUGCAGCGCCGUUAUGUACUUUGACCCUCCUCGCUCCCACUAGCAUGUAAAACACAAGGUGGGAUCGGAAGUGUUAUGGAAAGAGGCAAAUUAAAGAAAAAACACAAAGGCAUAUAUUCGGGCGGUGGGCACCGGGAGGGAAGGGAGAAAAACAUCAACAUGGCACAGCCAGAAAAGCAUUACAAGGUGUUUUUCCUAGCAGUGAUUGCUUGGCUGGUUGCUAUUUGCGUGGCAGAAAUCCCCUCAUGCCACCCCCGGCAUAAGGCUGCAGUAGUAAAGAUGGACGAGGCCUCUCUCACUGUGAACAAUGAGCUGGACGCUGAGAUGGUCGUGAGCUGGCUAUCAGACCACUGCUAUCAGUGUGUGUACCAGCCCCUGGGUGUGGUGCCAGCGGGCCCUGGACCAGGCUUACCCAGCUCAGUGGACUUCACCGUGGGCACACAGCAUGGCAUCACCCUGCAGCUCAACAGCAGCCUGGAACUCUGCACUUUCCUGUCUCCUCCCCAGGGUUCAUUACCACUUUUGGGAGCAUGGUAACUACUCUCUGUGGGUCAAGAACCUGAACGACUCCUCAGUGGUCAACUGUUCCAUGAUCACUGACACAGAAACAGUCAACAGCUACCUGCCCAUCAUGGUGGCCUUUCUGUUGUUCACGGGACUGGCUAUACUGUCUGCUAUUGGAGCUACUGUCAUGGGGCUGGACGCGGUGAAGAAUCUGAUGUUCCGAUUGGGCAACUCCAUGGAAACUGAGAGGCUCAUCAACUCAGACCUGGGGUUUCCAUGCAGGACGGUGGAGACGGCCACAGACACCAUCCUCCCCGGCCCCGCCACCCCCAGCCGGAGGCUCCGAUCCCUGGACACCUUCAGAGGGCUGUCCCUGGUCAUCAUGGUGUUUGUGAACUACGGAGGAGGGAGGUACUGGUUCUUCAGACACGAGAGCUGGAACGGGCUCACAGUUGCUGAUUUGGUCUUUCCCUGGUUUGUUUUCAUCAUGGGCACAUCUAUAUCCCUGUCUGUCAGCUCAGCCCUGCGAUGUGGUUUGUCACGUUUCUCUCUGUUCACCAAGGCAGUCUGGAGGAGUGUUCAGCUCUUCCUCAUAGGACUCCUCAUCAUCAACCCCAACUACUGCCAGGGACCACUAUCAUGGGACUCCCUGCGUAUCCCUGGCGUGCUUCAGCGUCUGGCCUUCUCCUAUCUCGUGGUGGUCUCUCUGGACCUCUGUGUGGCCUGGAACAGCCUGGACAACCUUCCUGUGGAUGCUUGGUGGUACUCUGCUCGUGAGUUCCUGCUCUACUGGCCAGCCUGGCUGUGUGUGGUCGUCUUGGAAACCGUGUGGCUCUGUCUCACCUUCCUGCUCCCUGUUCCUGACUGCCCAAGUGGUUAUUUGGGCCCAGGUGGUAUUGGGGACAUGGGCCAGUACCCAAACUGCACUGGGGGAGCAGCUGGAUAUGUAGACCGUUGGCUACUGGGAGAGAACCACAUCUACCAAACACCUUCCUCACGGGUGAUCUACAAGUCUCACCUGCCCUUUGACCCAGAGGGAGUCCUUGGCAGCAUCAACUCUGUCCUCAUGGCUUUCCUGGGACUACAGGCAGGAAAGAUUCUCCUCCACUACAAGGACCAGCAUUCCAGUAUAAUGGCCCGAUUCCUCAUAUGGAGCCUGGUUCUGGGAAUCAUAUCAGCCGUUCUGACCAAAUGUUCACUUAAUGAAGGCUUUAUCCCCAUCAACAAGAAUCUAUGGUCUCUCUCCUACGUGACCACCCUGGCGUGUUUUGCCUUGCUGCUCCUGGUGUUGAUCUACUACACAGUAGAUGUGAAGAGGUGGUGGUCUGGGGCGCCCUUCUACUACCCCGGUAUGAACUCCAUCCUGGUGUACGUGGGCCACGAGGUCCUGGAGGAGUACUUCCCGUUCCGCUGGCGCAUGGCCGACAGCCAAUCCCACGCAGAGCACCUGACCCAGAACCUAUUGGCCACUUCCUGCUGGGUCCUCAUCUCCUUCCUGCUGCACAGGAAGAACAUCUUCUGGAAGAUCUAGAGGGCCAGGACGCGUUUCAAAUCGUCUUUCUUCAAGUCCUCUAAAGAUUUAGGGGGAAGGUCUGAAGGGGCCGGGCUGCGUAUUUUUUCAGGUCUUUCUGAAGGAUCUACUCACCUCAAUUCCUUGUGUCCUUUAACCAACGAUCCACUCACUGGGAGAUGUCGAGCUGGGCCGUAUCUCAAUAGUCUCCUCAAUUCCUUGUGUCCUUUAACCAACGAUCCACUGGGAGAUGACGAGCAGGGCCGUAUCUCAAUAGUCUCCUCAAUUCCUUGUGUCCUUUAACCAACGAUCCACUCACUGGGAGAUGUCGAGCUGGGCCGUAUCUCAAUAGUCUCCUCAAUUCCUUGUGUCCUUUAACCAACGAUCCACUCACUGGGAGAUGUCGAGCUGGGCCGUAUCUCAAUAGUCUCCUCAAUUCCUUGUGUCCUUUAACCAACGAUCCACUGGGAGAUGACGAGCAGGGCCGUAUCUCAAUAGUCUCCUCAAUUCCUUGUGUCCUUUAACCAACGAUCCACUCACUGGGAGAUGUCGAGCUGGGCCGUAUCUCAAUAGUCUCCUCAAUUCCUUGUGUCCUUUAACCAACGAUCCACUCACUGGGAGAUGUCGAGCUGGGCCGUAUCUCAAUAGUCUCCUCAAUUCCUUGUAUCCUUUCUCCAGCUUCCUUUUUAAAAAAGGGAAUAGUGUAAAGCGUUUCCUCUCCUUGUUUCCUUUCCUCAUGUGCUCUCCUUGCUUGACGCUGAAGUUUUUGAGAAGGGAACAUAAUCACUCAGGAAAAGGCUGGUCUGGGAUUGUAUACAAGACACACAGAAACUCUAGAAACCACGAUUACCAUUUUUUCUGCUCAUCAAAUCAAAUGUUACUAGUCCCAUGCGCCGAAUACAACAGGCGUGGACCUUACCGUGAAAUGUUUACUUACGAGCCCGUAACCAAAAAUACAGUUCAAGAAAGUAGAGUUGCUGGAAACAAUGCCUACAGGCUCUGGUCUACGCUACACUGUAACUACGGACACACAGGUCAGAGGUCACUGGGAUGUGUGUGACAUACAUGUGGGAUCAAACUGGACUUCGCAAAAUAAUAAAAU